AUUCAACACAGAAAAGCUUUUAGAGACUUUUACCCCAGUCAUCAUCAGGACAUGAGUGAGCUCCUACAAAAAAGCGUCUUCAACAAAAGAAGCAGCCAAGUUUGAGAUCCUUACCCUGAGUUGUCCUGUCUUCACAUUUCUACUGUUUUCUCUUAAAAGAUCCUUCAUUUUUCUUCCUAUUCUGAGUGGCAACUAAGAACAAAACAUUUCUGCAAGUCAAGCUCCCAGCCUGAGAUCCAAAAGACAGACAGAUCUCCCAGAGGAAGCAGCAGAGUUAUUUUACGGAGUGUCAGCAGCACAGCGAGCAAUCCAGCACCUGGCAAUCCCUGCCUGGAGCAUCCCAAGGCCACGCAUCAAACCACUGCCAAGGGACCCCCCUCCACCUCCUCCGCUGGUAACAGAGCUCAGGGUGACAUGGAGCAGCCAGUACCAGGCAGAGGAGCUCCUUCCCUUCCCUCAGGAGCAUCGGCAGCAGAGCCGGACCCCGGCACAGAGCCAGGGAACAUGGGAGACCCCAUUUCACUCCCUACUGAGCAUGGUGACCGAAGAUGGGAAAAGGAACUCCAGCAGCAUGGAUCCAAGGAACACGAAAUAAGCAGAAGUGGUGAGGAAACAGCAGAAGAAACAAGACUGAUGGUCCUGGAUCCAGAACACCCCCUGAUGAGAAGAUUCCAGGCUGCCCUGAAGAAUUACAUCACUAAGCAGAUGGAACAAGUGAACCUCGACCUGCAUGAGCUGAGGACAGCAACCGAGGACAGCAAAGUGCAGAGGGAAGAGCUCGGGGUGGUCCUCUAUGGAGCCCAGCAGCAGCUGGCCCAGCUGCAGGUGGAACUGGGGAAGAGCUACGAGCGCCAUUCCCGGGCAGCCGCGGCGCGGCAGCAGCUGGAGGAGGAACUGCAGGGCCUCAGGGAUGCUUACAAGGACACGCACCACAACACAGAGGAUGAACGCAAGAAAGUUUCUGCAAUGCAGACCCAGAUUGAAAACCUGGCCUUGCAGCUCUUCUACCUGCAGAACAUGGACCAGGACAUGCAUCACAAGAUCUUACUGAUGAAACGGUCAGCAAAGAAGGCUGAGGCAGAGAAGUUCCAGGCUGAGGUGGAAAAGAAGAAACAGGACCUUCUCCUAGACCAGUUAACAAGGAGAGCCUACGAGCUCCAGGAACAAAUUGCUCUGUUUGAAGCUCAGCUUGUGGCCCAGGCAGAGGACACAAAAGUGACCCGGCAGGCAGUCACUGAGGCUGGCCUGGAGGUCCAGGCUAUUAACAUGGAGAAAAAGAGGUUGAUAAACCACUGGAACAGCAGCUUGGCUGGAAUGAAGCAAAGGGAUGAGGCCUAUGUUGCCACUCAGGAGCUGCUGAGCAACUACAGACGUGACCUCAGUGCCCUAGAAGGGAACAUCCACGGCUGUGGAAAGUCCAUCAGGAAGGAGGAGGAGAAGAAUGAGUUGCUUGUCACCAUCCUGAACCGGUCUCAGAAUGAUGCCAACGUGACAAAGAAGCUGAUUGCCCAGUGCCUGCUGCAGCAGGAGGCCCUGAAGCUGGAAACUGCCACCUACACUCGUGUUCUCCAUGAGACAGAGCAGGCCCUUAUCAGGACCAAGAUGGACCAAGCUGCUCACCUGGAUGAGUUGGCAUCCAUCAGGAAGGAUAUACAGAAGAGAACUUACGCCAAAGAGCAGAUGGAGAAUGAAAUCAUGGCAAAGCUUCAGGACCAGAUGAUAUCCAGCCAAGCUGCAAAGCACUUCUCACAGAUGGCUGCAAAACUGCGGAGGAGAAAAACCGACCUGGAGCUGCAUUUUUACAAGGUUGAGAACGAUGUGGCCCAGAUUAUCCUGAAUGCAACUAAUACCAACUGCAGUCUGACAGUCCUCCAGAACACACUCUGUGAGGUGGACAAGGAAAUAAAAAAUAUCACUGAUAUGAUCAGCUGCCAGGAAAGCGAGAUUGCAAAGUGCAGGGUCCUGGCUGAUAAGAAGGGAGGGGUCAUCUGCCUGUACAACAAGAAGCUGGAGAUGCUUCUUGCUCAGCAGGGGGGGCAAGAGCUGGGACCACUGGAAAUUGAGAUCAACAAGCUGACCAAGGAGAUAGAAGAAUGCAAUUGUGAGGUGAUGACACUGCAGAAGUACUGGCUCAACGAGCAGAGGGAGCUGGUCAAGUUAACCCGGGAGCGGGAGGAACAGAUCAGCUCCCUGGAUGCGCUGAAGAAGCAGAUCACCGUGAUGCAGCAGAGGAAAGUGCGCAUGGAGAAUGAAAUUCAGCAGGAAACAAAUGAACAGAAGGACAUCGAACGGCACAUGAAGGACAUGUCCAAUGACUUGGUAAAGCUGAACGUGUUGAUCAGGAAGAACAACAGCAGCUUUGAGGAGCUGCAACAUGCCAACAUGAUCACAGAGAACGAGUUUGUGCACUCCCUCAAGGCAGCAGAAAAAGAAUCCUUGGAGAUGCAGGAGAAGUACAGUCAACUGACUGAGGAGAAGGAAAGGCUCCUGAACAGCAUAGUGGAAGCAGAGCAUCAGAUCCUGCUGUGGGAGAAGAAGAUCCAGCUGGCAAAAGAAAUGAAAGAAGCAACGAGUUCUGGGUCAGAACAAGGUGAAAUACAAGCCAUGAAAGCAGAGAUUCGUAGGAUGCAAGUCCGCUAUGGGCAGCUGCUGAAGCAGCAGGAGAAGGUGGUUCGGGAAAUGGAGGCGUCUGUUUCUCGCAGAGAGAUGAUAGCGAUUCGGGGAGAGGCUCAGAGCAAGAUGGAUAAGAAACACAGCUCCAAGAAUGACUUCCACCAGAGGAAACAGGAGCUGAGGAGGAAGAUCAGGGAAGCCCAGGAGAACAUUUUUAACUGCAACCAAGCCAUCCUGGACCUGGAGAACACCCAAGAGUCCCUCAGGGCCAGCUUCUCGGAGAAGAAGCAGGAAUUGUGCAAACUCCAGGCCACGGCUGAUGGCCUCGACUUGGACAUGGAAUGUCUCCAGAACGAGAAGCGCUGGAACCUGUUGGAGCUUGUGGCCCACCAGGCGCACCAGAAGCAUCUGCAGGCACUGAAGGAAGGGAAGUACCGGGCCUCGGGCUGCACAGAAGAGGCCUGCAGGAACCAGCAGGAGAAACUGCGGGUGCGGCUCGAGACCAUUAACACCAUCGUCCAGCGGAUCCGGGAGGAACACCCCCGGCACCAGAGGGCUCUCCAGUGGCUCAGCCAGUGCUUGGCAUCCAGGCUGGGGUCGGAGAAAGCCUGACAGAAACAGAGAAGAGACAUGCAGUAUCUGUUUUAAUUUAUCUACCCGCUGCAGACUUGGUAAAUAAAUA
Messenger RNA from Empidonax traillii (willow flycatcher), 3295 nucleotides. It is a transcript of the gene CCDC40, whose product is annotated as coiled-coil domain containing 40. NCBI's taxonomy places the organism in Eukaryota, Metazoa, Chordata, Aves, Passeriformes, Tyrannidae. Bases 415 to 3225 code for a protein of 936 amino acids. The record is from RefSeq and is a predicted model, not a curated record. Gene Ontology annotation, biological process: epithelial cilium movement involved in determination of left/right asymmetry; heart looping; axoneme assembly. The transcript is spliced from 18 exons. Gene Ontology annotation, cellular component: cilium; cytoplasm.